GACGUCUUUCACUGCUACACCUGGUCGAGAGAGUUUGUAGAAAAAGAGAUAGAGAAAAAUGAACUAGUAGGUGCAUUUGACUGGAAAUUUACACUUAUAACUCUGUUUGUCAAAUUUACGCCAGAAGGAAAAAUGGCCUCUACAUCGGACUCGGGCAAACCUUCGGGUUCAAACGUGGAAAAAGACAGAGUACGUUUGUGUGACGAGUUUGCUGCGAUAGCGGGAACUGACAGCGCCGUGGCUCAGUGCUACCUGUCUGAAAACGACUGGGAGAUGGAGAGGGCUUUGAACUCAUUCUUCGAGGCAGACAUGGAACGAGUGUUUGAAGAUGAUUUACCAGAGGUGGAUAACAGCCCCAAAACCAAGAGGCAGAAGGUCGAGGAACCCCCCCCUGAAAACUGCAUAGAUUUGACUGGAGACAGUCCUGCCACUUCCAAGAAACCCCCAGAGGAAGAAGACAGCAAGCUGUCCCUGAUCUCCUGGAACGUGGACGGCCUCGACACGGACAACCUCGCAGAGCGUGCCAGGGGCUUGUGUUCCUAUUUAGUACUAUACACUCCAGAUGUGGUGUUCCUUCAGGAGCUUAUUCCCCCUUAUGUUCAGUACUUAAAGAAACGGGCUGUUAGCUACCUCAUCAUUGAAGGGGGCGAAGAGGGUUACUUCACAGGGAUGAUGCUGAAGAAGUCCCGAGUCAAAUUCCUGGAGAGCGAGGUGGUGACGUACCCCACCACACAGAUGAUGAGGAAUCUGCUGGUGGCUCAGGUGAGUUUCAGAGGUCAGAAGCUGUGUCUGAUGACGUCGCACCUGGAAAGCUGUAAGGGCCACGCACAGGAGCGGAUGAAACAGCUGCGGCUGCUGAUGCAGAGGAUCAGAGAGGCUCCCGAUGAUGUCACCGUCCUCUUCGGAGGGGACACAAACCUGAGGGACAGCGAGGUGGCCAAAGUGGGCCUGCCGUCGGGCGUGUGCGACGUGUGGGAGCGACUGGGCCGGCAGGAGCACUGCCGCUACACCUGGGACACCAAAGCCAACAACAACAAGACGGUGCCCUUCGUCAGCCGCUGCCGGUUCGACCGUGUGUACUUCCGUCCGGCCACAAAAGAUGGAGUCACCCGGCUGGCCCCGGAUCACAUGGCUCUGGUGGGCCUGGAGAAGCUGGACUGUGGCCGUUACACCAGCGAUCACUGGGGAAUUUACUGCAGCUUCACUGCUGAAUAGAAACAAAACAAGCAGAGCUACCCCAGUAACAAACUCUGUUUCAGAUUGGUCUGUUUUUGUGUUUGGUCUGGGUUUGGUUUGGACCACUGAGGGACUUUCUCUAUGAGAGACGUUCUAACCUCAGCUGAGAUUUCUCUGUAAAUAUGUAUAUUUUUAUUUCAUUAUUAUUCUUCAGUGCCUAUUUUAACAGGUUAUUAAAGUGCAGCACUAAUAAAUGAAAAACCUUAAAUCAAUAUUUCGAUCAUGGGUGCUAUGUGUAGUGUUGGUAUCUACCCACUAGAGGGCAGUAUACAUUUAAAUAGCUG
This is a messenger RNA of Menidia menidia (Atlantic silverside), 1520 nucleotides long. NCBI's taxonomy places the organism in Eukaryota, Metazoa, Chordata, Actinopteri, Atheriniformes, Atherinopsidae. The record is from the annotation of a GenBank genome assembly.